AUGACUUCUCAUUCUUCAACAGCAGCGCCAUCGGAGCAGAACAACAACAGCAACGAAAACAAUGUCGAUGAUCAAAAGGAAUUAACGCAAAAUAUAAACACCUUUUUAAAAUUUUAUUCCAUGUUCUCUCCUUCAUCGAUCAUCUCCAACAAGACUCCUCUUCAAGUGGAAUCCGAUGAAGAGGAUGAUGAAAUACUCAAACAUUUUGCUGCCAAGAAACAAAAGUAUGAAAAAUCCAAAAUGUCCAAGCUGGCCAAAAAGCGAUACAAAAACAAAUUAGCAAUUGAAUCCGAUGAUGAAGAUGACUCUGAAGAUGAAGACUUAAUAUUUAAUGAUGAUGCUUCUGAAAAUUCUAAAAAGAGAAAACGAAAAGAUGACAAUGAUUCAAACGCGAUGAAAUUCUCCAAAGUUGUUGAUGUUUUUGAUGAUGGUGCUGAAAGUGAUGAACCCUCUUCAUCCCGCAAUUCUAAAAAACAAAUUAAGAAGGCCAUUUCAGAAAAACUUAAACAUCAAUCGAAAUUGAGUCAUAUGAAACAUGGUGAUAAAAUUGCAAAGGAAGAGAAGAUGCAAUCGGCCAUGACUAAAAUUGUUAAAGGUAGAGAUGAUAAUGAUGUGAGAGUUUUGCAAUCUAAAUUAAAGAAACAAGAACAGCUUGCCAAAAGGAAACAAAAACAGAAAAAGCAACAAACAAAUUCAACAAAUUCGGAAAGAAAGAGAGCUGGUUUUGAAGGAAGAAGUAAUGGAAAGAUUAACGACAUUCAAAAUCUUCAGAAAUUAAAACAAAAGGUUCGAUAA
Molecule: messenger RNA, 795 nt
Organism: Naegleria lovaniensis
Lineage: Eukaryota; Heterolobosea; Eutetramitea; Acrasida; Naegleriidae
Exons: 2
Coding region: 1-795 (264 amino acids)
Source: RefSeq, a predicted model, not a curated record